Messenger RNA from Peronospora matthiolae, 612 nucleotides. NCBI's taxonomy places the organism in Eukaryota, Oomycota, Peronosporomycetes, Peronosporales, Peronosporaceae. The record is from the annotation of a GenBank genome assembly.
AUGACGACGUUAGUGAUAGGUGAGGAGUAUGCGGCGUUACCCGACCCAAAGUCGUAUCGAGCGGCGAUCAAAUUGCCUGAUUCGCACCUGUGGAAAGUGGCGUGCGCAGAAGCGAUUGCAUCACUUGAGGCAAAUUACACGUGGGAAUUCACCGCAAAUCAGAUACACAUGCACCUACUGCAUUCAAAGAUAGUAAUGCGAAAGAAAAAGGACGGCAACGAAGCCAUCGAGCGCUACAAGGCGUGGCUUGUCGUCGGCGGCGAUGAACAAGUACUGGGUGGUGACUGCAACCUCAAGCUCUCGGCCGUCCUCGACAUUUACAGCGGGAAGGUGAUCAUGGCAGUUGCUCACAUGUGGGGUGUCCGCGCAAGGCACUAUGACGUACCAUCGGCUUACUUUAAGUCCUCUACAGAAGAUAACGUUAAGAUCCAUCUUAGAGUACCAAAGGGCAUGCAACUAACCGGUAUAGAGCUCGCGCGUGUCGGCGUGCAGAACAGCGGAGAUGUGUGCUUGCGCAAUAUCAAGUUGAUUACGGCUUUCAGCAAGCCGGUCGGUUGUAAAAACAACAAAUCACAAGAAGUAAGCAGACAUCGGGAUACGAGCAGUCGAUGA